UUAUUUUUAUUACAAAAACAAAUGUUUAGAAAAUUUGCAUAAAAUGUAUAAAUAAUAAUCUGUCUCGGGGAACAUGCACGUCAUCGUGAAAGAGCCUGUUAUUAAGUCAGGGUACUGGCUUUUAAUACUAAUGUGUGCUGGAUCAACUGGCUGCUUGUCUUAAAAAUGAUAAAUGUCUGUAUCUAGUCUGUUAGAAAUCUGCCAGUCUGUGGUCAGUAAAAUACUCUAAACCACCUAGAAGUUAACACUUCACUGUAGAGAUCAGUUAUUAAUCACAGUAAAAUAAGCUAAUAAACAAAUAGAGUCCUGGCAUCAUCCUCGCUUUUGUUUGAUUUUCUCAUCUGAGCCACACGUUUUCAUACGAGCUCCUGGAUGGGGUAAACAUGGUGGUGAACCUCUGUCUGCCUCACUUUAGAACCAGUGCUCACUGCAGUAAGCUCUGUGCAGAUGGCUGCGAUGUUUCCAAUCUUCUGUCUGGUGACCCAGCAGCUUUGCGACGAGGUUGCAGGCUGGAGUACUUCCUCCGUCCUCCACUACAUGUGACCCUGCACUUCCAAGUGAAAGUUGAGUUAUACCGUGUGGAUGUUGAACUUUUUCCCAGUGGUAAUGCCUCUAGGAGGCUUGAGGUUCUUACCUGCUCUGAAGUACAACCUGCUAAUACCCCAGAAAACGAUCAAGAGAGAGGACAGUUUAAGCUUGUGGGACGUUGUGAGCUGAGAGAGGAAGUGCUGACGUGUUUUAAGCAUACAAAUUUUAAACCCCGAGCUCCUUUCCCUGAGAACCCACCUGACCCUCCAGCCCACGCAAGGCAGCAGGAGCUCUGGAGCCGGGGAUUUCAGUCACUUAGCUCAGUGGCCCAACUUCGUAUCUCUAUCCCCUAUGUUGGGGCUUCUUCAGUGAUAGGAAUCAAGUCCUUGGCAGUAUGGGGUGUUCCUGCUCGCUGCUGUUCUUUUUCAGAACUCGAACAAUUUCAGAAGGCCCAUUACAACAGCUUGCAACGAAAGAUUUCUAAUUUUUCGAUUCAUUCACCAGCCUCUACCUCAGCAAAACCUCAUAGGUCAGACAGUACUACCUCAGAAACAACUAUACCUGAGGAAUUUCUGGACCCUCUCACUCAGGAGCUUAUGGUUCUUCCCAUGAUCUUGCCGAGCGGGAUGGUUGUGGACAAUAGCACCUUGGAAGAGUACGUAAAACGGGAAGCUGUUUGGGGACGCAUGCCUAAUGACCCCUUUACUGGUGUUCCUUUUACAAAAGACUCAAAACCACUUCCUAACCCUCUCCUAAAGAGUCGCAUUGAUAGCCUGCUACUACAGACUGGCCACACAGGAAUCAGAAGCAAGAAUAGUCUACUGAACAAACCUCGACCAUCCAGGCUUAUUUGUGCAUCAGUGUCUCAGCCUGAUCUGACUGUUCAGAGCUCGCAAGCUGAGACACAGACCCAGCAGCCGUAUUCAGUGUGUACUGAGCGCACUGAGAUGCUACCAAAACACACCAUCCAUGAAGAAAAAAAUCAUAGUAGACUAAAUAAGGAUCAGUCCAGAACUUUUGAAGAUAGGCAAGAGCUUAUCCAAGAGUCUACUUCUGGAACUAGUAUUAGAAGGAAGAAAUUAGGACAGUCAAAGAAACGGAACACUCAGUCAAGCUCUUCUUCAGCUAGUGAACAGAUGUUGGGCAAUUUUUUGUCUCCCAUGGCCAAGAUGCCAAGAACAGACGUAAGCAUCGACCUCCCCACAGAAACAAACUCUCAUGAAGAGCGUCUGUCUCAGAGUUUAGACCAGGCAUUAAAUUCUGCUCUGCAUGGUUUACCAACAUAUACCUCACAAAGCAACCUGGAGCCAGACACCACAGGAGGUCAGGGCAGAUGUGGGUCAUGCGCAUGUUCCUUGACUAUUUACUCCCCAAGCUCUGUGGCUUACUCUCUUCCCUGUGGGCACCUGCUGUGCCGGCAAUGUCUUCAGCACGAAGACACAUCGAGGUCACAGAGACUGCCAAUUACAUGCCCUACAUGUCAAGCACAUGCCUUAUCCAGCACAAUCAUAAGAGUGCACCAUUAAACAUCAUUCACUGCUGAUUAUAAAA
Messenger RNA from Hemibagrus wyckioides, 2079 nucleotides. It is a transcript of the gene ubox5, whose product is annotated as U-box domain containing 5. NCBI's taxonomy places the organism in Eukaryota, Metazoa, Chordata, Actinopteri, Siluriformes, Bagridae. Gene Ontology annotation, biological process: protein polyubiquitination. The transcript has 5 exons. Gene Ontology annotation, molecular function: ubiquitin-ubiquitin ligase activity; ubiquitin protein ligase binding. Gene Ontology annotation, cellular component: nucleus. The coding region runs from base 384 to 2054 and encodes 556 amino acids. The record is from RefSeq and is a predicted model, not a curated record.